ACGCGUCGCAGCAGACAUCGGAGGCUACCAGUUUGCAAGGACACAGGAACACAUUACGGCCGGUCGAAUAGUCCUACAAUGAAGGCCGCCACGUUAGGCUUAGUGUUAACCCUCGCGUUCUGCCCGGUUUUGGUUACAGACGCCUCGGAAAUGAGCUUCGCAGACUUCCGCAAGACCCUCUUCAGCCUGAACCCUGGAAAGAUGACACCCCAGUGCAGAAAAGUGAUGAAGAACUGCAUGGGAAGAAUGAUGGGCCUCUUGCGCCAGUUGGACACACUUGGCCGACACUGGGACGAAAUACAGCAAAUACCUUGCGCCAAGCAGGCGCUGCAGGAAAAAUUCCCGGACUAUUCGGUAGAGUGCAGCAGAUCCAACAAGUUCGGAAAGAACUUGGAAUGCUUCAGAAACCCAGAGACCUUGGCCGUCCUGGGACACGAGAACAGCACUCAAGUCCAGGACGCUUUCCAAUGCGUGUGGGAAAAUUUAAAGGAGUGACACCGAGACCAUGCUCAUCCUAUUGCGCAGGGUUUGACGAAUAAAAGUUGAUGCCCAAUA
Rhipicephalus sanguineus (brown dog tick) is the source of this 555-nucleotide messenger RNA. RefSeq lists its product as uncharacterized. Lineage: Eukaryota; Metazoa; Arthropoda; Arachnida; Ixodida; Ixodidae. The record is from RefSeq and is a predicted model, not a curated record. The transcript has 6 exons. Bases 79 to 495 code for a protein of 138 amino acids.